CAGUCUCGAGGCGGCAGCCCCCGGCGGCAGACGUCUUAAUUAGACGCGCUGGCACGAGCUUUCUCGCGUGCGCGCGCGCGCGCGUGGGAGCGAGCUUCCGCAGCCGCGGCAGAGGGCACAGAGGCGACAGCGACGAGCGACAAGAUUGAGCGGUGAGCGCGCGGAGUAGGCGCCAAAGGAUGAGCGACUACGGACGCCGUGGCGGCGGUGGGAGACGAGGCGGCCGGGACGAGGAAGACGAGGACGAGGACUACGAGUACGAGAGGCGUCAUCGCGGAGGAGGAGGAAGAGGAGGAGGAGGAGAUGAUGGUGGUGGUGGCAGUCGCGAACGCGGUGGUCGAGAUCAGGACCGCGGCGGUGGUGGCCAGGAGAAGCUGCAGCGCCUCGACAGCAUCCAAGAUCCCGGCAAGAGAUACGUGCUGCGAGAUCGCAUCGGCAGUGGCGUUUGCGGCGACGUCUACGAGGCCGUCGACGAGGAAGCCAGCAGAAAAGUAGCCAUAAAGAUUCAGAAGCUGACUCCGGAGACGCAGCCGCUGAUAGUGGAGGAGUACCGAGUGCUACGCGACUUCUCAGAGCACCCGAACCUGCCGAGCUUCUACGGGGUGUACCGCAAGCGCUCCGGCAGGAAGACAGAGUACGACCAGAUCUGGUUCGUGUUGGAGUUGUGCGACGGAGGCCCCGUCAUCGAUCUCGUCCGGGGCUUACAGAUGACCGACAAGAGAAUGCGAGAGGAGCACAUCGCUUAUAUACUCAGGGAAACCAUUAAGGCUCUCGUACACCUGCACGAGAACAACGUGCUGCACCGCGACAUUCGCGCCUCGAACAUCAUGUUGACGAAGGAAGGCGAGGUGAAACUUGUGGAUUUCGGCUUGGCGCGAAUGAUCAAGGGCGAAAUGGGCAAGCGGCACACGUGCAUAGGCUCGCCAAACUGGAUGGCACCGGAAGUCGUUUUGAGCAAAGCCGAGCAAGGGCCUGGUUACGGCAGCCGUGCCGACGUCUGGGCUGUCGGCAUCACUGCCAUCGAGCUGGGAGACGGCAACCCGCCUUUCCAGGAUAUGCAUCCGACCAGAGUGCUUUUUCAAAUCGUAAGGAACCCACCGCCCACCCUGUACAGGCCUUCCAAUUGGACGCAAAAUUUCAAUGAUUUUAUCGCUGAAUGCUUGGAAAAGAAUCCUGAAAACCGACCCUUCAUCGCUGAGAUUGUCGAGCAUCCCUUCCUAUCCGAGCUUCCGGAGAACGAUUUUCCGUUGACGCAAGAGAUAAAAGCGCUGAUGAACAACGUCGGCGAGAAAGGCAAAAAGCAUCGUAAAGCCGAGGCGAUAGUGCGCAAAGGCUAUCUAAAAACUCAUCAAACUCAGCUUCCCGAGCGCAUGUACCAAGAAGACUUGGCCGCGUUGGAGAACAUUACCGAGGAUCGCGUGCUCGACGAGUUGCAGGAGCGGCAAAGAUUGGGCUUCUUUCACACUUUCAUCGGUGACAUCCUGCUGAUUUUGAAUCCGAACGAGGAGCAGGAUAUCUACAACAUGACUUACCACACGAAAUAUCAAAAUAAAUCGCGAUCGGACAAUGCAGCUCACAUUUAUUCGGUAGCCGAUAGCGCGUACCAAGAUGUUCUUCACCACGAGGAACCGCAGCAUAUCUUGUUCGCUGGCGAAAGUAAUUCCGGCAAAACAACCAACAUGAUUCACUGUAUCACUCACCUGAUGUAUCUGGGAAAGGGUUUGAGGGACACUGGUGCCAGACUGCUCAAGGCGAUAAGCUUGAUUCAAGCUUUCACGAACGCCGCAACUCCGUUGAAUACAAAUUCAACGAGAUGCGUAUUCCAAGUACAGACGACUUACGGCUCGACUGGAAAAGCGUCGGGUGGUUUGUUCUGGCUUUACCAGCUGGAAAAAUUCCGAGUAUCCACUAGGGAUAGGAAUCAGUCGAAUUUCCACAUGUUCUACUACAUGUACGACGGCUUAGAGGCCUCGGGAAACCUGCGUCAAUACCUCUUACCGACCGGCCGUCGAAUGCGCUACUUGCGCGUUUUUGAUUCCGACUCGAUCGGCGGUCGGCGUCGUUCCUUCAAAGUUCGCAACGACCCACACGGCAACGCGAAGAAAUUCGAGCACAUCAAGGAAUGCCUGAAAGCUCUCGAGAUGGACGAGCACUGCGAGAUCAUUUGGCGAACUAUGGCAGCGAUACUGAUGCUCGGCGACGUGCGUUUCAUCGAGGGCGGCGGUGGCGAAGCCGAUGUUCACAACAUCGAGACGGCGAGAUCUGUCGCCGAGCUACUUCAUAUCGAUCAAAAGAAAUUUGUGUGGUCACUGGGUAAUUAUUGCCUGAUCAAAAAGGGAACUGCGGUCAGGAGAAGACUGACGUGCGACGAAGCCAAAGAGUCGAGGGACGUGUUGGCCAACACCCUUUACCAGAGACUGGUCGACUGGAUUGUUAACAACGUCAAUUGGAAGCUUAGCGUCUCGCGCACUUUGUUCGGCGACAAGUUUCUCAUUAGCCUCUUGGAUCUGUACGGGUUCGAGUGCUUCUCGAAGAACCGCCUAGAGCAAUUGGCCAUCAACACUAUGAACGAACAGCUUCAAUGCCACUACAACCAACGAGUUUUCGUUUGGGAAAUGCAAGAACAAGAGGAAGAAGAGAUACCAAUCGAGAAAUUUCACUUCUACGAUAAUAAAUAUUGUAUCGACCAGCUGAUGGCUAAAGACGACGGUCUGUUCUACAUCCUUGACGAGGCGUCUCGUCAACUCAAAGACACCGCUCACGUAUUCGAGCGAAUCAGUUAUCGUCGCAUCAGUGCUAACCAACAACAGCACAUCAAAGCUCAGAACGAUCACGAGUUUACCGUCGCUCACUAUACCGGCAAGUUGCUCUACGACGCGACGGAAAUAACGGAGAAGAAUCGCGAUUUCGUGCCGCCAGAGAUGAUCGAAACACUGAGACAAUCCGAGCACGCGACCGUCAGGGAAUUCUUCACCAAUAAGCUGACGAAAGGCGGCGCGUUGACCAUCCACAUCCCCGAGCCGUCGGACAAGGAAAAGGAGAAGCCGAAGAAAACCACCGCGAGGAGUAAGUGGGGCGCGGCGCUGUUACUUCAGUCGGAGCAGACGAAUCUCAGAAAAUACAACACGGAUUCGCGCGGCCAGUACUCGCAAACGCGCAAAAUGCGCACCUACGCAGCAACCUUCCGCGCGUCUAGUCUAGAAAUCCUAAAGAGUCUGACGGUCGGGGCAAUAAGCGGUGGUACCCACUUUGUCAGAUGCAUCAGAUCGGAUCUCGAGGGUCAGCCACGCGGCUUUUAUCGCGACAUUGUCAAGCAGCAAAUUCGCGCCCUCGCCGUCGUUGACACGGCAAGGGCUAGGCAGAGAGGUUUUCCAUACAGAAUACCAUUCCAGGAGUUUUUGAGAAGAUAUAAAUUCCUGGCGUUCGACUUUGACGAGAACGUGGAAAUGACACAAGACAACUGUCGACUUCUACUCGUCAGACUGAAGAUGGAGGGCUGGAUGAUCGGCAAAACCAAGAUAUUCCUCAAGUACUACAACGAGGAGUACAUGUCGCGAUUGUACGAGACGCAGGUCAAGAAAAUCGUCAAGGUGCAGUGCAUGAUGCGCGCGUUCUUAGCUCGCAAGACCAUCAAGACGGCUAUCAAGUCCCACGGCAGGAAGCAAGAAGCUGCGAAGAAAGCACCGGCAAAGACAGAGCCGCCAUCACCGAGCAAGAAAGUCCCAGUAAAUUCUCAAGCCAGUCACGAAAUGUCUCAAGACGAAGCAGCGUUAGUACUGCAGAAAGCUUACCGCGGACACCAAGUACGAAAGGAAACAGGAUCCCUUCUGAACAAGGACAUGAAUAUGGAUCCGGACACGGAAGACAUGAUGAGGUUUUACAGCAGCAAAUGGCGCUCGAAGAGCAUAUUCCAAGUCCUCCUACAGUACCGUGCAGCCCGAUACCAGGACCUCGUUCAUUUUUCUCAGCAAGUGCAUCUGUACAAUCAGGCGGUAGUAGGGGCAGUGCAAGCGAGUAACGAGCGCGUGCCCCUCGAAAGAAUCGACCCACAUGCAAAUCCAGCCACCUUCCUUGGCCCCGUGCGACCGCCAGAAGUUCAUAAGCUACCAUUCGACGUUCACAGCGAAUUGCCCUUCUACGACACAUCACGCAUGACUGAUCCAUCCAUGCCCCGCGUCAGGAGGCAAGGAUCCGCUUCGUCCUCGGUGUCGGACGACGAGCAGAAUUGGGACGAGCCAUUAAGGAGGCAAACGAAUUGGGGCAACAUCCGGCGCAACAAGAGAGAUGUACAAUGCCAAACGACCAACUCGCCGCACCGCGUUGUAAACCCCACGAUGAGCGGUGGACAGAGUCUGAUCAACACUCCAUUUUCCAGGGACCCCAGUGUCCCAGUGCACCUGCCACCGGCCGAAGCUCACCACACCCGAGCGACCGGCUCCGCCCAGCCCAACGACGAUCGCAUCCCCGCUAGACCGUUUAACGCUCAUACACCUCGCUCAAACAACUAUGAUAAUACUGAGUCCAUCCGCUCUAGAAAGAAAGUGCCACCACCCCCUAUCCCGAGCAACCAAAUGCCGAUGCAGCCUAUUAAACCGCGAAAUUACAAUAGCUACAAUACUGAGACUCGUAAUAAGAAUGCAAGUGACUGGUCAGCCGACGAUCGGAUGAACAAAAAUACAUUCAAUAACGAUCGUGUCAAUCCAAUAGCGGAGCUACAAGCACUCGGUCGAAAAAGCAACAACAACGACGAGGACGAUCCGCCCUUCAACUUCCAGGCAAUGCUGCGAAAAACAGGUCAUCAGCGCAACUCAAUGAAGCGUAAUCCCGUUUACGACAGCUACGGCGGUGGCGGUUCAACUUUCCGCUCGGACUCCAAUGUGGUCUACCGUAGUGGUGUUGGAGGCACUGCAGCAAGAAACCGAUCACCCUCGCCAGAGUGGAGCCCCAACGAAAUGGUGCGCAUGUCCGAGAAGUACGGACGCGGUGGUGCUUGGGGCGGCGGCGGCGGCGAAAGUAACGCCAACCACGCUGAAAGCGUGACUGCCGAACUUGCGCCCGGUAUCGUCGUGGAGGGCUACGCAACCGAUCUUUAAGCAACUGAGACUAUACCACUAUCUCACAUAUCGUGAAGCAUUUAUUAUCGCAUGUAGUGACUUGUACGUCUACCGCUUAUAUCCCUCCCUUUCUCCCUCUCUUUCUCACUCUUUACUCGUUUUUUUUAUCAUACGUUCGGGCGAGCAAACUUCUAAUAGACUUCAUAUUUUAGUCGUACGUUGCAUUUUUGUGCUUACACAUCGGUUCGAGAAACUAGUUGUUUGAUGAAAAUAAUAUAUUGUUGCUUAUAUUUUAUUGUUAAUUCUAUUGAGUAAUCUUCAUGUGAAAAGCGCAUGUAUGAUCGUUCCAGACUAUGAGUGUGGGACACUGGUUGAUAUAUUCAACAAACAACAUUUAUUAAAAUAACAAUUAAUUUUAUUUCAAUGUUAUAAUCUCGAUAAAAGAUGAUUGUUAAAACUAUCAUUUGUUAUCCUGUAACUUAAUUAUAAUUAUGUACACUCUUUGAGAAUGAUGUAAUUCUCUAUAUUUGAAAACUAACUUAAUUCACUGUUGUUUAUUUACAAAAUUGAUUUACGAUAACGAUUAUAAAUCGUGUCUUUUAUGGAAACAUGUGUUGUGAUCGUCCUUUAGUAAUAUGAAGCACAGUGCGUAAAUGCACGAGGAAAAAGAAAAAAUGUAUUGGCUCUGUGAGUUUUCACAAUUAUUCGUUCGACUACCGUCAAUGAAAGAAAGCCUCUUUUCUCCGAAAAAAAUACUUAAAAGUUAAAUAUACA
This is a messenger RNA of Phymastichus coffea, 5828 nucleotides long. RefSeq names its product neither inactivation nor afterpotential protein C (gene ninaC). Gene Ontology annotation, biological process: protein phosphorylation. Gene Ontology annotation, cellular component: myosin complex. The coding region runs from base 180 to 5093 and encodes 1637 amino acids. The transcript has 22 exons. Gene Ontology annotation, molecular function: cytoskeletal motor activity; protein binding; ATP binding. The record is from RefSeq and is a predicted model, not a curated record. Lineage: Eukaryota; Metazoa; Arthropoda; Insecta; Hymenoptera; Eulophidae.